AUGUUGAGGGAAUCGAUGGGAACGGGUGGAACGGGCAAGCUUUUAUGCGUUGCAAAUUAUAUGCCUUUGCCUGGGUCUGGAGCAGACAAAUUGUGUUGCUGCUACGAGCAUCGCGAUCGCGGAGUAAGUAGCCGCUUCUUGCACGACAUAAUCGACACCAACAGCAGCGCCAUCUGAAGAUGUUAUUUCAUUUGAGGCUUAGCGCAGGUGUAUAAUUCGUUAUCACAGAAACAGAUCUCCAUCUUGGAUUGCGAUUGGUGUUGGUCCACCGUCAAGAAAUCAACUUGCAUCACAAAUCCCGACCCAGAUCAUGUUGACAUUUUUGCAACGCAUAUAUAACUUUCGUGAAGGCCAACAAGGCCGGGACCAACAAGGCUAGAAUGAAGAAGAAGCUCCUGCGUGCGGGGACGGCGAAGGCCAAGCUUUCGGAUCCGACGCCGCACUUUCCGUGUAUGCCCGGGACCUCUUGCGCCAUGGGUGGCCAGACGUGUUGCAAGUUUGAGUGUGCCGCCGCCUCCGGCGGAAUGGGCCUCACUGCGCCAACCUUGGGUCGUUGCUUCACCCUUGAAGAUGGUGGUGAGUGUCCAGAGCACACCAACGACAAUGUCAAAAAGUACUGUCCCGAGUAAUUGCAGUAGACCGACAGAGCGGAGCAAAAUCACGACCACCAAGCAACUGCCCUACAAUGUGAAUCGAACUGAGGCUCCUAAGAGUUGAACGCAUUGGGGUCAUCUUCAGGUACCGUCGUCUCCAAAAUGAACUUACUUAAUUUAUAUCAAAAUGUAUGUGUCAAGCUGAAGACUCUGUCUACGCAUUGCAAAAGUAUCGUAUUUCUAGCAUACUCUGACUGUCGUGCGGGGACCACUGGCACCCGCAUCGCGGGGCUGGUGGCGUUUUCAAAAUCAAUCUGAGUAAGAAGUUGAAGUACCCCUCAACAAAUAAAAUUCUUGCCCCACCCUAAAAUCCCAUCUCUUCCCCAACAAGUCACACCCAAUCUGAAGGAAAACUUUAGAAUGCAGUACUAAUUUACUUUACUUAGCCGAGCCUAGGUCAUUGUGCUCGUUACUUUAUGCAGCAAGCACGAGAAGUUCCAAUCGGUUUUCAACAGCAGCACGACAAAAGAUAUACCCAGGAACUAUUUACACGGAGGACAUGAUCAAUCUGGUCGUCCAUAUUAAAGUGCGACGAUCCGUUUCUUCAGGCAGUGCUAGCGCUUCUAGAGCUGCGUCCUAAAUCCUGACCUCCCGUCGAUUUUUCCGUGAAGUCUCC
Messenger RNA from Amoebophrya sp. A120, 1269 nucleotides. The record is from the annotation of a GenBank genome assembly. Lineage: Eukaryota; Dinophyceae; Syndiniales; Amoebophryaceae.